AUGCUUCGACCUUCUUGUCUUCUUCCCUUACUUACGUUCAUAUUCUGGUCACGCUCCACUCUUAACGGCGUCGUUUCAGAUCCACAGACCAACCUUCUUAAGAUCCAGUGCAACCCAUUCAACGAGUUCUUCGUUACCAACAUCUCCAUCUACCAUGACAACCUAAACGCAACGUUUCAAGCCAUCAGAGAGCAGAUCAGUGACCAAAACAAGCACUUCGCCACUGCACAACAGCAACGCCUUGGAGAAAACCCCAUUAUCACUCUUUUUCAGUGCAGAAACUACCUUACCAUCCCCGACUGUGUCGCGUGCUUCGAUGCCGCCGCCAUACGAAUCCGUAGCUGCGUCGCCGCCGUAGCCCCCGGUGCCCAUGUCGUCUACGACGGCUGCUUCCUCAGGUACAACUCCAAUGGUUUCUUUGACGAGACGACGCAACCUUUCAAUUUCGUAUCGUGUGGGAAUCAGACUACGGGAGAUCAAGCCAUUACCACAACAGUGCGACAGGUGCUAAUGAAUCUCCAAAUAACAACACCUCGAAUGCCUAGUUUCUUUGCAGCCACGAAGAUUAAUGUUCCAAAUAAUAAUAAUGGUACAAAUAUUUAUGCGUUUGCUCAAUGUGUUGAGACUAUCACAACCGAUGGUUGCCUUGAUUGCUUGAAGGGUAGGUUCAAUAGUAUAGAGAUUUGUCUUCCUUUUUCAGAUGGCAAUGCUUUUGAUGCUGGUUGUUUCUUGAGAUACUCCACCACUUCCUUCUUUAAUGAUACCCACACAAUUGAUAUCACGCCCAUCAUCAAACAAGGAUCAAGCAAAAAGGGGGUUACAAUUGGAGGGGUUGUUGGAGGUCUUGCUCUUGUGUUAAUCCUCGUUGCACUGUUUGCCUGGACUAGACGACCAAGAAGGAAUAAGAGGGUUCCUAGAGGAGACAUGACUGGAGCAAGCAAGUUGAAAGGUCUAGCUACUUAUAAUUAUAAUGAUUUGGUAUAUGCAACCAAGAAUUUCAGUGAAGAGUACAAACUAGGAGAAGGAGGAUUUGGGGUUGUAUACAAGGGCACUAUGAAGAAUGGGAAAGUUGUUGCAAUCAAGAAAUUAACUUUACAACAAUCCAGGAAGAUGGAAGAGGAUUUUGAAAGUGAAGUGAUGCUUAUAAGUAAUGUUCAUCAUCGGAAUCUUGUUCGGCUUCUGGGAUAUUGUAGUGAAGGGCAUGAUAGAAUCCUUAUUUAUGAAUAUAUGAAAAACAGCAGCUUUGACAAAUUCCUGUUCGAAAAGGCUGAUGUUUAUAGUUAUGGUGUUGUUAUGUUAGAAGUUAUCAGUGGUCAGAAAAGCACGGAAUUAAGGCUUGAUAAUAAUGAUGAGGGUGCAUUCCUCCUUCAAAAGGCUUGGAAACUUUAUGAGAAAGACAGGCACUUGGAAUUGGUGGACAAUACCUUAGAUCCUAAUGCCUAUGAUGCAGAAGAAGUGAAGAGAAUCAUAGAGAUUGGUUUGCUUUGCAUCCAAGCAUCUGCUGAUAGGAGACCAAUGAUGUCUGAAAUAGUUGUUUUGCUCCAAAAUAAGGACUUAUUAGAGAACAUAACGCCCACUAUGCCAAUCUUGAUUGAAGCUAAUUAG
This is a messenger RNA of Neltuma alba, 1605 nucleotides long. RefSeq names its product cysteine-rich receptor-like protein kinase 3. The record is from RefSeq and is a predicted model, not a curated record. The transcript has 7 exons. Gene Ontology annotation, molecular function: ATP binding; protein kinase activity. Gene Ontology annotation, biological process: protein phosphorylation. Bases 1 to 1605 code for a protein of 534 amino acids. NCBI's taxonomy places the organism in Eukaryota, Viridiplantae, Streptophyta, Magnoliopsida, Fabales, Fabaceae.